GCGGAGGCGCUCCAAGCGGAGGCGCAAGUUUGUAGUCUGCGGCUGGACGCUUUUUUUAGGCCCAAGUUCGGCGUCUGCGGCUGGACGCGCAGGCGCCGCGGACAUUUCAGCAUGUACGGGGUGGCCCCGCAAACGCUGCAUGCUCACGGGCUCGGCAAUGAUCAAGCGGAAGCGGCGCCUAUGAUCUGGUACAUGCCGCUGAACAUGGGUUACCCAGGGCUGAAGCGCAUUCACGAGCAGCCUCCCAUCUACGUCUGCCACGACUUCUUGAGCGACGACGAGUGCGCCGCUUUGAUGCAGGUGGCCACGCCGCUGCUGCAGCGCUCCAAGACGCACGCGGUCGCCGGCUCCGAGGCGACGCGCGGGCGGACGUCGCUGACGUGCCACCUGUCCAAGAAGGCGGACCCGUGCCCCGCCCUCCUCUCCAAGAUCCAGGCGCUCACCGGCAAGCCCUUCGACCACAUGGAGCUGCCGCAGGUCGCGCGCUACACCGAGGGGCAGCGGUACGUCGAGCACUACGACGGCGUCGACCCGCACACGACGGCGGGCAAGGCGUUUUGCGCGAGCGGCGGGCAGCGGAUCGGGACGGUGCUGAUGUACCUCAACGUGCCCGAGGGCGGGGGCGGCACCUUCUUCCGGCGGCUCAACCUCGAGAUCAAGCCGAAGAAGGGGAUGGCGGUCAUCUUCUUCCCCGGCUUCCUCAACGGCGAGCUCGACCUCGACGCGCUGCACGCGGGGCUGCCUCCCGUCGGCACAAAGUGGGUCUCGCAGGUCUGGAUCCGCCAGUCCUUCCGCGAGGACGGACAGCCGUCCCAGCCCGUCGACGCGGCGGAGCAGACCCUCGUCGGGCCGCUGCACGAGGGCAUGUACCGCGGGCACUGCCUGGCGGGCGACGACGUGCACGUCGCCUGCAUGACCUUCGCCGAGGCCAAGGCGUGGGCCGCGGCGCACCCGGGCGUCGCCGGCUUCACAUUCCAGCACCCGGAGCGAGAGCCUGCGGUGCCGGUGCGCGUCUGGUUCAAGUCGCGCAUGGCGGUGCUCUACAACGAGGAGUGGUGGUCGUGCUCGGUCGGGCAGUAGUCUCUAGGGAGAGGGACCGGGGGUAGGACAGGGGACGCCAGCGGCAAUCCCGACACGCAAAGCAAGCAGAUACGGGCUCUUCCCCACGCCUUGAGGUUGGUCACUCGACGCUGCGUGCGUGCGGUGGCCAGUGAGUGGUGUGCGAGUGUGCCAGCGGAAUAGGUUAGGGCGUGCGGGAUGCGCAGGGCGGUAUCUUGGGGGGCGGUGUCAGUCUGUGGUGUGUGCUGUGGGUGUCCCAGCCGUUGACUGUUGCUGUUGGGGCCGCACACAGCCACAGCGGGGCGCCGGUUAUGUGAGAGCGGUCCGCGUGCCCGAGAGUGUAGCUGGGGACACUGGGUCGAGAGUAGGGGGGGGAGGGGUGCGAGUCUGCAGUCAGAAUGGCAUGAUAUCAUAUCAGGGGGUAACUCUGACCUCACACGACUCACGAGGGAAACUCUAGACCGGUGGAGAUAUGGAAAAAUGGCCAUAUAC
Molecule: messenger RNA, 1551 nt
Organism: Emiliania huxleyi CCMP1516
Lineage: Eukaryota; Haptophyta; Isochrysidales; Noelaerhabdaceae
Exons: 5
Coding region: 112-1080 (322 amino acids)
Biological process (GO): peptidyl-proline hydroxylation to 4-hydroxy-L-proline
Cellular component (GO): endoplasmic reticulum
Molecular function (GO): L-ascorbic acid binding; iron ion binding; procollagen-proline 4-dioxygenase activity
Source: RefSeq, a predicted model, not a curated record